UUUCUCACUCUCUCAAACCACACAAAGAGACACACAGCGAGUAAACUAACUUAAAGCUAUGAACAAGCAAGGUUUCAAGACACUUAAGUUUAGGAGAUGGGGAAAGCGAAUCGGAAGCUCAACAACAGCUUCCGCGACGCUACGAAACUCAGAGGAAAGAAGAACGAUUGUGGCGUUUGCGUUCUCAUGUUGUGGAAAACCUCCUCGCGUUCUCCUGAAGCAGUUUGUUUGGAGGUUGAAAUCACGUUUAAGGUGGUCGCGGAAGAGUGGUAGUAAUAAUAUCCAGUGUAGGUAUGAUCUCCGGAGCUAUCAUCUGAAUUUCGAUGACGAUUGGUCUUUUUAAACAAAUUGUUAUUAUUAUCUUUUGAGCCUUUUUUAUUUUCAUAUUACGUAUAUACUUAAAGUCUCAAUCUUAUAUAAAAAGCAUUUCAAUAAUAUUCGUGUACGUUCUUUUUUCAUAUGCUUAAUUUUGUUUCUUACGAAAAGCUUUGUAUAUAUUUGUUGAACAAAAUGCUUAUCAAAUAUAUAAACAAAAUCGUAUAUCUUAGAAAAAUUAUCAAUGCUUCUGAGACUAAAUAUCAACCAACCCGAUAUGUCAACCUCCAUUAUCACCAAGACGCUUGGAUACAAUCAAAUCACUGCAUAAACCGAGGAUGCAAUCAGAUACUCUCUGUGAUUAUGUUGUGUUGUUCCUUUAUGAGAUGUUUUUGUUCUAUGUUAAAAUGGUCGUUUAAAAACCUUGAUUUGCCUAUAGAUGAUUUUGUUUAAUUACCUACUAAAACAUAAAACUAAAGUGCAAAAACAUGUCACGGUGGUAUAAGUCUAUUAAAGUGGUAAUAGAUUAUACAGAAUUGAAUACUUUUUAUAAUACUAAUUUUUUAACAACAAACUUGUCGGCAAUUAACUUCUUCAUAUUAGUACAAAAAAUUGGAUUAGGGUGGAGGAUGAUGCACUUUGGACUAUUCUUAAAGUAUACGUGCCCCAACAAAACACAAGUGUGAAGAUCCAUGCCUAUACUUACACUCUGCCUAAUCAUACCUUCACUAAUAAAUUUUCUAAUUUACAUAUAUGAACUACAAAGUCAUCGAUUAGGCAAAAAAAAAAACUACAAAUU
Molecule: messenger RNA, 1114 nt
Organism: Brassica napus (rape)
Lineage: Eukaryota; Viridiplantae; Streptophyta; Magnoliopsida; Brassicales; Brassicaceae
Exons: 1
Coding region: 59-343 (94 amino acids)
Source: RefSeq, a predicted model, not a curated record